Pseudogymnoascus destructans is the source of this 1404-nucleotide messenger RNA. RefSeq lists its product as uncharacterized. The coding region runs from base 1 to 384 and encodes 127 amino acids. The transcript is spliced from 3 exons. The record is from RefSeq and is a predicted model, not a curated record. Lineage: Eukaryota; Fungi; Ascomycota; Leotiomycetes; Thelebolales; Thelebolaceae.
AUGUCGGCGCAUGGCCCACCCGCAGUUUGGUGUCCAGACACACCUGCUCCUUCUCUUCCCUUCAUUCUCCCGACUUCCCUUUCGUCUUUCCUGUUAUUUUCGUUCUCAUCUUACCUCUCAUAUUUCCUUAUACUUGAGAAUUUUCUUGGUGAUUUUGCUUUGUUACGCGUCACUUCUUUACUUGUCUCUCAGGCCCCUCGAUCUUUGAAGAGAACAGUGGUUAUGAAGCUCUCAAAGGAUGAACUACUCGCAAAUAUCGAGCAGCAAGGAUCAACAAAGAAACGUCCACCAAAGGUUGCCCCUCCACCAAAGGUUGCCCCUCCACCAAAGGUUGCCCCUCCACCAAAGGUUGCCCCUCCAACAAGAGUUUGCAUUGCGUAUUGACCAGCCAGCGCUGGUCCCAAGCGCGGGUUGCAUGAAGAGCUCCUUCAAGAUGUUAGCAAUCGAGCAUGAAGGGAUUCUAGGCCCGCGUCUCUCCCUCAACACCUUAUGCCCAUACGUUACACGCCUCGCAACAGCGUACAAGCAUGAACACGAUAUUGAGAUUUCACAGAGAGUAGUGAAGGACGUGAAAGAUGUAAAAUGAUUGGAUUCAAACAGACUUGAAAAACUUGCUAGGGCUUAGCAGCAAGGCCCCCUCAUCUCCUCAACACUCUCCCCCUCCCUCGCAUCCCGGCCACUCUAGUUGAAACCCCUAUCCUUCGCCGCCGCAAACGCAAUCGCCGCAUCCCGAUCCACGGCGUUCGUCCUGUCCGCCUCCCCCUUCCCACCUGCACCGGCGGCCCAGACGUCCCAGUCGGCGCGCGAUUUGUCGAGGACCCGCGUAGCGUCCGCGGUGGUGCGGAUGGCGUCUAGGGAGUCAACGAGGACGUCCAGCGUGCCGGUUACGCUGGGGGCUUGGUGCCGACGAUGGCAGCGGUUUGGGAGGAGUCGCGUAUUAGGGCUGUGACGGACCAGGAGCGGGAGAGGAGGAGGGGGAGGAGUUGGAGGGCGAUUUUGCCGUGCGCGCCGAGGAAGAGGAUGUGUGGUGGCAUUGCGGGUUCGGUGGGGUUGGUUGGGUUGUUGGGGCUGUUUGAGCUGGAGUGAUUGUAGGUUGUACUGUGGGUUAAUGGGAGAGGGAGGAGGAGGAAGUAGUUAAAUCGAGGGGAUCGAUCGUCAUUGCCUCACAGGCUUAUUUAUCACUUGUUGGAGCAGCUUAGGUCAUGCAUCCAGGGUGGCAUCAUUGAUCAGAUCUUAUCAGCUCUACUGGCUGCUACCUGCAGUACGCAAUUCAUGCCGAGGUUAGACAACACCCAGGUAUAUACAGUAGCUAUUUUGUUCCGUCCAAUGGCAAGAUAGAGAUGGCUUUUUGGGCACUUAUUGCCUGUACGAACGCUUUCCACUCAAGAUACAAUUUUAAACAGC